UAUUGAUCAAUGUGAACUGAAAUUCUUUUAACUAAAAAUAUUAUUAAAAUCUUAAUGUCAAUACCAGAUAAAUAACACACUAAUGAUAAGCACAUUGGUGUAAAUGUUAACUUUAAAUUCAACCGAUGUAAAAGGGGUGUCAACUUAUGUGUUGAAGGAUUAUUCUAAAUCAUUUGACAGUUAAGAACGUUUUUACUUGUUUACCUAAUUCAACUGGAAAAUGUGAAAUCCUUGACGAAAACUGCUGAAAAAGAUAAUAACUUAAAAGUUAUCUGACUAAAAUUACACAUCAUUAUUGAUAGGUGGAUAUUUUAUUAACUACACGAAAUUAUUCUUAGUUUAUUGCGACGAAAUUCAGGAUGUCAGAAAACGAGGAUCAUAAUAACGCAGUAAAUAAACUGGAAACUGCCGUCGACACGUACACCGAUGCAUGCAAACCGGGUCAAACGUCCGACGUGAAGGUAACGCCGUUAAAAGUCAAACAGAUGAUGAAAUCUUUCAAGCUGUUUGACCAGAAUAAUGACAACACUCUGGACAAGAAAGAGCUAGGAGAAGCGUUCAGAAUAAUGGGGUUAAAUCUCACCAAGAAACAAGUAGAUGAUAUUGUCAAGGAAGCAGAUGUUGAUAAAAAUGGAAAAGUGGAUGAGCAAGAGUUUGUAAGGUUAAUUAUGAAGCAUAUGAUUACCCGGGAACAGGCCAGGAAAGAAUUACGCGAUGCAUUUUCUGUCUUCUCCUCUACAGAAGGGAAAGUAAACAAAAAAGUACUGGUAGACACGCUGUGUGUUUGUGGUGAUCCUUUAACAGAGAAAGAAGCAGAUCAGCUUAUGGCUGCCAUGGACACGAACAAAGAUGGAUAUGUUGAUGUAAACGAGUUUGUGAACUUUCUUACCAAGUCAAUGCCAUGUGGAUACUAUACAACAGAACAAGAUGAACAAAAUGAGACGCAAUAAUGAAUUUCAAAUAUUAUGCCAUGCCACCGGAUAUGACGUAGAGAAUGAUGUCACACAUUUCACGAAAAAUAUGUUUUUCUCAUUACAAAUGACACGAUUUUUAAGUUUUGGAGAAAAACAUCAAGCUAUUAUUUAAUCUAGCAUUUUACUCAUCAUUUUUUUAUCUAAACAAAAUCUUUGACCUGAAAUGCUUUUAUUUGGUACGUCUCAGGCUCUUCAAAUGCCGUCGGACAAGAUGACGUCAGUUUGCUGUGUAACGAACUGCCUCCAACUACAUAGUUUUGAUCAACAUUUUUUUUUAAGAUUUCAUUUCUUCUGAAAUUAUACGUAUAUGUUAGUGUUCAUCCGUGCUGUUCUACAGAAAUUAGAAACUU
This is a messenger RNA of Ruditapes philippinarum (Manila clam), 1324 nucleotides long. RefSeq lists its product as uncharacterized. Lineage: Eukaryota; Metazoa; Mollusca; Bivalvia; Venerida; Veneridae. The transcript is spliced from 6 exons. Gene Ontology annotation, molecular function: calcium ion binding. The record is from RefSeq and is a predicted model, not a curated record. Bases 360 to 950 code for a protein of 196 amino acids. Gene Ontology annotation, cellular component: cytoplasm.